Molecule: messenger RNA, 7840 nt
Organism: Siniperca chuatsi (mandarin fish)
Lineage: Eukaryota; Metazoa; Chordata; Actinopteri; Centrarchiformes; Sinipercidae
Product: sodium/potassium/calcium exchanger 3-like
Exons: 17
Coding region: 3402-5408 (668 amino acids)
Biological process (GO): intracellular calcium ion homeostasis; calcium ion transmembrane transport
Cellular component (GO): membrane
Molecular function (GO): calcium channel activity; calcium, potassium:sodium antiporter activity
Source: RefSeq, a predicted model, not a curated record
AACUUUAGCUGUUUAGCUUUUUUUUUAGUUCAGCAAGUUAUUCCUGGCCAACCAUACCAUCGCCCCCCUCCUUUUUUUUUUUUUCUUUUCUAAGACUCCGAUGCUCUCCCUCCAAUGGUGCUGAGCUGAGGUUUCUCUAUGUUGUGGUGGAGAGGAGCUGCUGUAGCCCGGACUUGGGAGCUCUCAGAGAGGGAAGACAUGACCCAAAUAUGUCUGCUAACCAGCUAGCCUUAGUACUGCUUCAAAUUGGACUAGAACUGCAGCUCUCCUCUACAAUGACUGCAGUGUGAUCCCAAUGCCAGACAGGCUUUACAGUAAGAGAGGAGGAAGUAGACUGUGGGGGCCUUGGAUUAUUGAUGUACUGUACCAAACAUCUGAGAAGGCUGCAAUUGAUCACAGCUGUAACGGGGUGAGAACAGGGUGUGUUGAGUAGAGCAGAUGUUCAAGGUUUGUCGAUCUAUGGAAUCACCUGUGUAUUUCAAACCAACAUGGCUGUGUGUCUGUGUGUGGACACCCCGACCUGUGGGGCAGUGGGAGUGGGCGUGGUGUCAGUCUGACAUGGGAAAGUGGGUUAAAUUCCAAGCAUUCUCUUACAUCUGAAACCACACUGUUUCUGGUUUGUCUUCUCUACAACUUAUCUUACAUCUUGUGUGCGUUUUGUGAGAGUCCUUUGCCAAGCCCACUGGCUAUGGAAAAACAAUUUAACUGGAUUUAAUUUGUUGCCCCCCUCCUCCUUCCUCUUCCCUCCUUCCCCUUACGUUUUUUUCUUUUCUUUUGUGUGCCUCUGAGAGGUAGGGAAUUCAUCCUGUUUGGUAACUCCAUGCCCAGUCCGAGCUCGCUUUGCAAGUUAGACAGGCCAGGUUUCAUGCUAGCUUUAAGGUCCCCAGUCAUGUGGAUUGUCACUAGAAUAUGCUUGCCAUAAGUGAUGCUAAAAAGGAGGUAGUGUGUUUAUCUUAUUUGGACACAUAAAUGUGGAUUCUUUUUCUUCAAAAUAUCUUUGGCAACUCUCAGUCACAUCUCUCAUCUAACUUCUCGUCUUUUAUUUUAUCAGUCUAAGCUUCAUGCUCCAAAGGGUUAAAAAGCACAAUGAAACCAGUUGCCUAGAGCCCUGACCACUUUUUCCAUUCUUGCUGGAAAGUUUCCAGUGCUAUUUAUAUGAAACCUCAGACCCGACAAUCGAGAAACAAAAUUGACCAGGAUAAAGUAUUAUCCAUUAUCCUGAAGUUCAUCAGAAAUGGCAGACGCACAGUGAAAUCUAUGGGCGGUCUAUGUUUUGUAGACACAGAUAUGCAGUGAGUGAGUAAACAACAUGUACAAGUGAAAUCAAUCCACAUCCAAUCCGUGUAAUAAUAGAAUAGACCAAAUGUCUGAAGAGCAACAGAAACUUUGUUUUAUCCAUGUUAAGAGGGAAUGGCAUUCACUUUUGGCGGAGAUAUUGACAUAUUUUAGAAUGAUAACAUUAUUAUUGUUAUUAUUUGUAGAAGCUGUAGUUGGCCUGGAAGGCAUCGCUGUACUGUAGUGUUUGGCUGCUGCCCACAGGAUUUGUGUAUGUUUUGGGUGAGUGGUAUUAGUCCACGAACUAGUAAGGUUAUUAGAAAGCCAAUGCAGUUUCACAAACCGAACUUUAUAUCCUUAUUCAGCAAUACACUGUAAAAUACAUGGUAUUGUCAAAAUUUAGUUAAAGAGCCAAAUCAAAACUAACCAAAUGUAUCAAUGAAUGUCUGUUCCCAAGUCAUAAAAAGGACAGUGAAGUAUAUUUUUGUGCUUAAGACGUGCUUUAAUCUAUUGUAUAUAUAUUCAUGUAAUUUUGGGUACUUGCACAAAAAUAUUACACUAUUUUGUAAAUAUAUUUGAAGUAUGACAAGUGUGGUUUUGUACCUGAACAUUAAAGUACACUUUUGUACUAUUUGAAUAGCUGUGAAUUCAAAAUAAAAUACGUAUAUAUAUAUAUAUAUAUAUAUAUAUAUAUAUAUAUAUAUAUAUUCAAAGUUCUUUUAUUCAAGGAAGAGGCACUUGCUCAGCAUUGUUUCACACACGUGUAGGUGCACAUUCAUUCAUGGGGCCUUACUUGGAAGACAAAGUUUUCCUGCUUUCUGUGGCAGAAGUCCUCAUAACCCGACUGAUCUGUGCGCUUUCCCAUUCAGCAACUAACCACUGGACUAUCACUGCUAGAAGUGCGUCCAAGUGCACUGUAUGCACUUAUGUUCUUAUUUGAUAAAUAUUUCAUAACUGGCAAAUUGACACAAGAACGCUUACUUUUUAAAUAUAGCCUACUUACUGAAUACUUACAAUAUAUUAAAGCUGCACUAAUCAAUAUUUUGAUAUUAACAAUGGGAAAAUAGCUACAUGUGAUGUGAAAGGUGUUGCUCAUACUAACAAAUACACAGAGAAUUAUUACCUGACUCUACAGCUCCCCUCACCUCUACAGAGCAUUUUAGCAUCUUUUCAGCUCAUUGUUGUCAUUUUCUGGCCCUCAACUGUUUUGGUUCAGUCUCACUGCCCUCAUCACCCUUGUCUCCUGCUGCAGCAGGCAGCUGUUUUCAGUGAAAAAGCUCAGAUAAACCCACUGCACACACUACCUAGCCAGUCCCAAACAGCAGACAGACAAAGCUGGUGACUAGCUGGGGAACACAGUGGAGCAUUUUGCUAGACAGCCAGGGCUAAAUACUGAGAGUAAAUAGUGGAUAUUCGUCGGGUGGCCAGUAACAACUCCAAAUGCUUUGUGUCUGAUGGAUGUGUCAGUAGGCGACUGUUCACAAUAUCAACUUUAUGAGGUGAAAAAAAUGUCAUUGUUGUGUUGACAGCUUGUUGCUAAGUGCUCAGACAAUCUAGUAAUGCAGCUUUAAUGACAACCUUAACUUUGACAGUACAUUAAAUAAAAUAAAAAAUACCAACAAGUAUAGUGUCAUAUGGAUAGAAAGUUACUCGAACACACACAUAUAGGCUACUACUACUAAUAAUAAGGUAAUAAAAAGUUUCCAAUGUCAGAUAGCAUACACAUUUUGACCUGGGUUUCACGUUAGUCUGUGUGUGCGUACAUACCCACGCGCACCGUCGCUCGCGCGCUCUCUCACUGUGUCUCGCUCCCUCAACACUCAGCAGACGGACGCAUCCAUGGAGGGCUCGUGCAGCAGUCCUCUGCCUUACUACUUCCAAAACCACAGUUCAACAUGACAUAAGAAGCUAAACCCGGCUUUUCCAGCCAGAAACUCACCGUUUUUGCCAAACAGCCCUCGUAGCAUCCCUGCGGUACCAAUUUCCAACUUAGUUUUUUUUUUUUUAACAUCCCCCCUGCUCCACUGACACCCCUCGCCUGCACCUUUUCAUCCAUUCUCGGGAGAAAGUCAAUUCCCUGGGAAUUAAAGGAGGUUGCUCGUUUUUUGUUUACUUCGGAGAUCCGCAUGGAUGUGGCGGCGGUAACGUUAGAGGGGAUGUCUCUGCCGGGUGUCCGACUCCGGAAUCGGCCGAUGCAAGUGAUGCCGAACCAGAAGAAGGUCAAAGCGAGACGGAAAAGGCGAAAGGAGUUGGUUUUAAUCCAAAUAUGCCUGUUCGGCGGCUUGCUUCUGGUCGUGACGGGGUUCUCCUACUUAGCGGAAAAUUCAGGUUCCGAUGUCUCCGGCCACAGCAGCGAGGACCAGGGGAGAUGGGGAGGGAGGAGGCUACUGCAGGAAAUGGACAACAGCAGCCUAGAGGAAAUAGAGAGUGAAGGAUCUAAGAACUGCACUCCUCCAGCUCUGCACGAGUUCCCUACAGACCUGUUCACACACAAAGAGAGAACAGAAGGAGCUGUGGCUCUGCAUGUCCUGUGUACCAUUUACUUGUUCUGCGCCCUGGCCCUCGUCUGUGAUGACUACUUUGUCCCCUCCCUGGAGAAGCUGUGUGAGCGUCUCCAUCUCAGUGAGGACGUAGCAGGUGCCACCUUCAUGGCCGCUGGCAGCUCGGCUCCCGAGCUCUUCACGUCCGUCAUAGGGGUGUUCAUCACCAAAGGUGACGUGGGUGUGGGGACCAUCGUGGGUUCAGCUGUCUUCAACAUCCUCUGCAUAAUCGGUGUGUGUGGCUUCUUCGCAGGCCAGGCAGUGAAGCUCUCUCAUUGGGCUCUACUCCGAGAUUCAAUUUAUUACACAUUUUCUAUCACAGCCCUCAUUGUGUUCAUCUACGAUGAGAAGGUGUGCUGGUGGGAGUCUCUUGUCCUGGUCCUCAUGUAUGCAGUCUACAUCCUCAUCAUGAAGUUUAACGGCAGGGCACAUCGCUACUUUGACCGUCGAAAGAAGAGCUCUAUGAAUCUGGCCAAUGGGCUGACAGGAAGCACUGAUCUGGAGGAUAAUGUCACGUGUGAUGCUACUGCAGUCCUGCUCAAGAAAGCUAACUUCCACUGUAAGCCGUCGGUGCUGAUGGUGGAUGAGCUGCUGUCUGCAUACCCCCACCAGCUGUCUUUCUCUGAGGCCGGCAUGAGGAUCAUGAUCACCAGUCAUUUCUCCCCCAGAACCCGGCUCACCAUGGCCUCUCGCAUGCUUAUCAAUGAGAGGCAAAGACUGAUCAACACCACUGAGACUAGAGUCAACCGCAUCACUAACGGCGACUCUGACUCAUCCGCCAGGGCUCAGGGGAGGCGGGGCUUAGAGAAUGGGAUGGGCGGAUCUGACCAGGGUCCGAACGGGAGAUGCAGACUUCAGCGAAUGGAGUCUGGGAACGAGACAGAGAAUGAAAAUGAGGAUAAUGAGAACAAUGAGAAUGACGAGGAAGGAGAGGGAGAAGAUGACAAUAAUGGCCCCCUGCUGCCUUUCAAAGUUCCAGCUGGGGUGUGUAACAAGCUGAAAUGGCUGACCAUGUGGCCGCUGUCCCUGCUUCUGUUCUUCACCGUGCCCAACUGUGCCAAGCGCCGCUGGGAGAGAUGGUUCAUGGUCUCCUUCUUCACCGCCACCAUCUGGAUCGCUGGCCUCUCCUACAUCAUGGUCUGGAUGGUGACUGUGAUCGGCUUCACUCUCGGCAUUCCUGAUGUUAUCAUGGGCAUCACCUUUCUAGCAGCAGGCACCAGCGUCCCAGACUGCAUGGCUAGUGUUAUAGUCGCACGGCAAGGUCUGGGAGACAUGGCCAUCUCCAACUCCAUAGGCAGUAAUGUGUUUGACAUCCUGGUGGGCCUGGGCCUGCCCUGGGCACUGCAAACACUUUGCAUCGACUACGGCUCCAACAUCCAUCUUAACAGCAGAGGUCUCAUAUUCUCUGUUGGACUCCUACUAGCCUCAGUAUUCUUCACAGUUCUCGGUGUCCAUUUGAACAAAUGGACUCUGGACUGGCGACUGGGCUUGGCCUGCCUUGUCUUGUACGCCAUCUUUCUAUGCUUCUCCAUCCUCAUCGAGUUCAACGUCUUCAUCUUCGUCAACCUUCCUAUGUGCCGAGACAUCCACUGACCUCCCUCCUUCUUCUUCUUCUUCUUCCUGGUUGGUUAAUGGAGGAAACCUCAUCAGGUUUCCAGUUUCUUGGCGCCUUGGAACCAAGUCCUACCUUUUUAUUUUUCCAAAUAGAAAAAUAGAGCUCUAUAUGAUUUAUCUUUGGUGCAAUAGACACAAGAGAGAAGACACCGGAAGUUUAGUUUUUUUGGGACCGGACAAGAGGCGUGAAAUGAAAGUCCCAGCAGCAGAGAUUGCUGCCAAUCAUCUAAUGAACUGAAAGGUUGGCUGGAGUGAACUUAACUGUAUUAACACCCAUAGUUAGUUGGUGAAGAAGCUGCUACUGUAACUGACUGACUGGCCGAAAGAGAGAAAUCCUGCGCUAACAGCGAUUUUUAGCUGGAUUGUUUGUUACUCUUUGUACAAAUUUGGAUAUAAGCACACGAUUAAGGUAUUUUUAAGUAAAAACGGGCUUUCUCUGUAUAUAUUUGAGGAUUAUAUAAGUACUAAUAUUAGCUGAUAUAUGGGAUUCUCUUAUGCACAACUGGAUCAGUCUUGCAAAUCUGAAUGAUGCGAUGACAGUGACAAUAUUGUUAUACUUUAGUGAUUUGUUAUGCCAGUAAUACACUCAAAAUGCUUCAACAUGUCUCCCAAGCUCAGUAUCAGCCAACACAGCAUGCUGUACUAGCCACAAGUCAGCUCUAGCUUUGCACUGAGAGAAUCUAGAUAUUUAACACUAUUCACAUAGGGUCUAUUCCUGUUCGUUUUUCUGUCUCUCUACAGGCAUAUCCGUGUAGAUGUGGGCUUUAUUUUCUUUUAAUAAAACCCACAUAGGAAAGGGAUCUCCCUGGAUCUGACAUCCAGCACUGUCACUUUAUUUAUUAGAGAUAUUAUUCUAUCAUUGCAAAGCCUCUGCAGGUACUCUUAACAUGUAACUACUGAAUUUAAAGUUCCCUCUAGACGGUAGACCUCUUGUACGAUAUUAAAUAAUUAGGUUUUAGUCUCUGAGUUGAGUAUAACAUUGUUACUUCUUAAAGCCAAAAGUAUUUUUAGAAUAGGAGUAAGGUCAUAGAUGUGGACUUAAGAGUCAGCUCGAGUGCACUGUGUGCAUGUGUGUGUGUGUGUGUGUGUGUGUGUGUGUGUGUGUGUGUGUGUGUGUGUCCCAGUCUCGAGAGGAACCAAGGACACCACUGUUACUGGGAAGACAUAAUCAUGAUUUAUUUAUGAAUUAAUUUAUUCAAAGAUCAUGUCUAACCACCAGUUUCAGCUCUUUGGAUCAUGUACAGUGUAUUAAAUGGAACGUUCUCCGCUCUUUGACGACGGAACUGUACAAUGUACUAUACCUAAUAUAUAAUCUAAGUACUGGAAACUGACUUGAUGUUGUUUAUAUUUAAGAAUAGAACUUUAUAAUUUAUAAGUUAUGUAUAGUUUGAAAAGAUAUCGCAACAUUUGUAUAUUGGUACAAACACGGUGGUUUUUGACGAUGAUGCACGUGGAGAUGUUGUGAUUUGGUGAGAUGGACUGAAAAUGCGAUCUUUCUCACUGGUCCUAACAUGGGUGGAGGCUGUUGCUAAUCCCCCUCGCAUGUUGAAUUAGUGAUGAAUCGUGGAUGUAAAAGAUUCACUUUCAGAUAAAAAAAAGGAAUUGCGUGCUGAUGGCACACCACCCUUUGAACUUUCACAACAUUUUGUUUCUUAAACACAGUGCUUAAACUCUCGUGCCAUCCCUUGUAUUUGAGGCUUCAAAACCAAUGCUUGUGGCCAUUCUCCUGCUUGUAUUUGAGCCAAAGAAACACCUUUGUCAGCAGUAUUGCCACUCUGUUUCAGCAUGUGUUCAAACAAAAUGUGGAAGAUAUGUAUUAUUAUUUUAUUUUAUUUUUUACCUUGCAGGAUUCGUAUUGAGAAUUCUCAGGUUAAUAGAGUUGCUGAUAAGUUAAAAGCAUCCUCUGUAGGUGUUGAUGCUCCUCCUGCAGCCACAGGAGAGUGCUGUAGAGCUGUGUGACGUCUUCAGAGAUGGCUGUUAUUUUACACUCAGUAGAAAGUGGUUUGGGUAUAUUUUCAGGUAGACUACAUAGAGACAAAAUACUGGUCGGUUUGCAUGCCUCUUUCAUAAUUCAGAUUCUUUUGUGUGUAAUUUUAAUGCAUUUGCAAGAUCAAAAAGGCCCUGUCUUGAUUAUGCUGUACAUAUCAGAGGGAUAUGCUAUUAUAAAUGAUGUUGGAAUAACUUCUGAUGAGCAGUUAUAUUUGAGAUAUAUACAGUAUUUAGAAUGUAGGCCUACAACAGUUAGUUUUCAGCUAAUUAAUGUCAUUUUAUGCUCAUGUCUUUUGAAUUGUUUGUAAAUCCUCAUUUUUGUUGAUGAGGACCUCUGGGCAGAGCUCAGAGCCAGAGAGAGAUGAAGAUGAUGGUCUUGUUCCCAGUGGUCUUCUUGCAAUAAACUGAUUUACAUACACAAA